Molecule: messenger RNA, 990 nt
Organism: Rhopalosiphum maidis (corn leaf aphid)
Lineage: Eukaryota; Metazoa; Arthropoda; Insecta; Hemiptera; Aphididae
Product: uroporphyrinogen-III synthase-like
Exons: 4
Coding region: 148-912 (254 amino acids)
Biological process (GO): uroporphyrinogen III biosynthetic process
Molecular function (GO): uroporphyrinogen-III synthase activity
Source: RefSeq, a predicted model, not a curated record
UUGUUAUAAUUUUAUUCAUAAUUGCAUCAAUGACUACGUAAUAAAUAUUAAUAAUAAAUGUUCAAGUUCAAUAAUAAAAAUAAAAAUUAAUUGUAAAAUAUUGCUUUACAACUAAAGCUGAGUUUAAUUUUACCAUAUAUUUAAGUUAUGUCUUAUUCUAAAUCUAAUACGACUUUCAUUAUUUUUAAAGCUUAUUCAGAAGAAAAUGACCCAAUAGAUCCAUAUAUAAACAUUUUAAAUAAUGAAGGAUAUGAAGCUAAUUUAGUACCCACUUUAGAAUUUGAAUAUCAUAACUUUGAUGUGCUUAAUCACAAACUACAAAAGCCACAAGAUUAUUCUGGUAUGGUUAUAACUAGUCCAAGAUGUGUACGCGGAAUUGUUAAGUGUUUGGCCGAUAGUAAGCUAGAUGAUGAUUGGCAUAAAAAACCUAUGUUUGUAGUUGGAGAAACAACAUCUCGGCUGGUAAACAAAGAACUUGGUUUUGAGCCAAUUGGAGCUGAUAGUGGCAAUGCCAUGGCUUUGAUACCUAUUAUUUUAAAAUAUAAAUUAAGUAAACCAUUAUUAGCUCCAUGUGGAAAUCUAAAUCUAAAUAUACUAUCAGAUAAUAUAAAAACUGUUAAAUUUGAAAAUAUAGAAGUUUACCGGACUAUACCACAUAAUAAUUUAAAGACGAAUUUAAAUAUGUUAUUGAGUCAAAUUAAAAAUCAAAUAGGAGUUAUUUUUUUUAGUCCUUCUGGUUUUCGUGCAAUAUUAGAUUUGAUGCCAAAACAAUUAUUUAGUCAAUUACAUAUUUUUGCUAUUGGUCCUACUACAGGAGCUGCUAUUAAGGAAGCUGGUUUUAUUUUAACUGGGGAAUGUGAAAAACCAAAACCAGAGUCUAUGUUAGAGAUGAUACAGUCAUUUAUUAAAUAAUUUACUGAUUUAUCUAUAUUAAUAUGUAACUAAGAUUUAUAAAGUAUAAAAUAUAUCCUAUGUUAUAUUGAACAUAUA